AUGGCAUCCACAUCUGCCAGGAACAACGGAGAGAAAAAGGACAGCUGGCCAUCUCAAGCUGCGGCCGCCUUAGGUGGAGGGCAGAAAGUCUCAUUAUCUCGGUCUGAAGAAUUCCUGAGCCAGAUCAGCGCAGAACUUACAGAUGAAGCACUAUUUAUUGCUCGCUCCCAGGUGAACUCUGUGCCCACCAAGGAAAUGCAGACAAAAGACCAAGGGACUCAGAUAUCAUCUAAACACGUGGUCUUCACCAAGACCCGAGGCACAGACACCUGCUCUGACAGAAAUCGCAGCAGCACCAAGGCACACCUUCUGCCAUCUCCUCGUGAAAAGGGAGUGCUCCCCAAUAGCCUGACGACUGGAGGAUGAGUCCCACCC
Messenger RNA from Microtus oregoni (creeping vole), 375 nucleotides. RefSeq names its product putative protein T-ENOL. The coding region runs from base 1 to 366 and encodes 121 amino acids. NCBI's taxonomy places the organism in Eukaryota, Metazoa, Chordata, Mammalia, Rodentia, Cricetidae. The transcript has a single exon. The record is from RefSeq and is a predicted model, not a curated record.